Messenger RNA from Hyaloscypha bicolor E, 2238 nucleotides. RefSeq lists its product as uncharacterized. Lineage: Eukaryota; Fungi; Ascomycota; Leotiomycetes; Helotiales; Hyaloscyphaceae. The transcript is spliced from 3 exons. Bases 341 to 1939 code for a protein of 532 amino acids. The record is from RefSeq and is a predicted model, not a curated record.
GAUCCAUAAGUAUAUCGGUCCAUUUUCAAGCGCUCUCUUCCCGAAAAACACUUCAAUCUCAAGUCGGGUCGGAUUUGAAGCCCUAAUCCUCUUAUAUCACUAGUAAAAGCUGCGGGGCGGAGGUUUGAUGCAAGCCCGACUUGCCCCACCAAAGAUUUUGCACUUCACAAUUGGAAAGCUCUUUCUUCACACCUUCCUCACCGGAUUUCCAGACUUUCUUUCCUGAAUGCUGCUUCCCUGACCGUCGGGAUCGUUUGACGCAGCAUUCUUUCACGGUAGGCUUGCCUGCCGCGAAAGGGCUGCUGUCGACAGCCCCCGUUUUGGCGCCUCCUCCACGAGGAUGUCGUUGAUACUACCCAAAGGCUUCGUAAAAAAUAGUGCAGUCAUCGAAAGCUCUAUCGAGAGAAUCAACCAGGAGCCAUUGGACCUCGCGGAUAUUGCCAAGUUCUGGAAAGUGUACACAACAACCAAGCGGCGACUUCUCGACCCAACAGCUGAACGACUGGAGAACUAUUGGUGGCGCAUAUGGGGCAGCCGAAAGAAAGCGUUGAACGGCGCAACUGUUGCACGACUGUUCGCCCAUAUAUCGGAUGGCCAGACCUUUGUACCACUUCGAGGGCCUCCAAACCGUGAUGAAGGAACCCCACCAUUGAAUACAGCUGCUCGUCGUGGACCAGCAGCUUCCAGCACUACAGCUCUCAAUCGAUCAGACCAAAGCCGGCCAAGUACUACAUCAUCUUCUACAGCAUCAAGAAACGCAGUGCCUAUGCCGCAUCCCAUUCUCAAGAAGACAAGAGGCCCAUCUACGAGCGGACCACGGCCGACAGCCCGCUUUAUUUCCCCUCCGGAAUCCGACGUCGAGGCGGACCCGUCAUCUUCGGUCAGCACUUACUCGCAAACGAAUUCUCAUGUUGUUGUUGAACCUCCAUCUCCCGAUUCUCAGGAUGUAAAAUUUGACAGGAAGCCAUCGCCUUCCAGCAAGAAGAAAGGAGGCUUCGUUGCUUCUGGCAGGAGGAAGCGCCCGGUGAUCGUCAGGCGUCAGAGCUCCCAAACAUCGCAAUCAUCUGCCGAAGUAGUCCCAUCUAUUGCUACAGUACAUUCAUCUGCAGGAAGGACUCCACCGACCGUCUUGGAGCAAUCUCGCAAUCCACCGCAGUCCCGGUUUCAAGAGAAUUUCUCACCUUCCCCGGAUCGCUCCAAGUCGCCUAAGAAAAAGAACACACUACGGGUCUCGGAUUCGAAGCGUACCCCGCCCCGUAAUGCUGAUAUGACUCGUGUGGGGAAAGGUUCACGUUCGGACGAAAUCGGGGAGAGCGCCUCCUCGUCCGGCGACCCCGGUCCGUCGACUCAACUUCGUCGAAUCGAAAAUCGUCAAUGUGAAGAACUUCCUGCCAAGAAUCUCACCGCCGAGGAACGCGAAGAAAUCGAGGUGCAGAGAACACUCUUAGCAGAAGCUAGUGCGCAUGUCAAGAACGGAUCACGCACCACUGCCAGCCCCUUGCCACCCACCAGUGAUGGUUUUCGGGUUCUUCACAGAGCACCGCGUCCGCAAUCUGAGGGAAAAGUCGAACACAAGCCCUUGAGUGCCGUUCCGCUCCUUGACCACGAAACCAAAGGCACGGUGAGCCUCGCGCCAACCCUGACUGAUGCAACUGGCCAAGUAAAUUUGGGGGAUAUUGGCGCUGCGCAUGCGGCCGCACCAACUUCUAGCUCUGCCUUCAAAAAGGACAAGGGAAAGGGACGAGAUGCAGAUGACGAGCCAAUCUCUGGAAUGUUUGCAAAAAGGCCAGUCCAGCCGGUAUUACCAGCGGAGGUCCCUGAUUCAACUGGUUCACUCCUGCGAAGCAAGAGUCAGCUUACCUUACUCCUUGAACGUGACAGAGCCAGGAUUGGAGAGCGCAAAUCAGACGAUGAAAAGAGCAGUCGGAGAAAGCGUUGAUCGAAUUAUAAUAGGCGGAACUUGAGGGCAACGGAUCUCUGGGAUUGUGCACACGGGUCUGCUUAAAAGGUGUUCUGGGGGGGCAAAAAGUCAUUCUAGCGAUUCGGUUCUAUUCUUGCGGCCUGCGACUUGCAUUGCGAGGCGCUUUGGGCGAGGUCAUCCUUGAGAAUGAGAUUCUAUCCGGGGUCUACAGGCAUGGUUUGUUGCAUUGCUACGGCGUUGAGGUCCCUGUUGGAUGGGCGAGUGGAUGAUUGUACAUUACAAGUGAGGGCCUUGAGCUGUAAGUCUAAGUAGGGCGU